CUGAACAUUAUUAUACCAUAAUUCUGCGUCAAAGACGCGGUCAAGGUUUUGGCUUGAGGAGAUUACUAAUAAUAUUCCACGUAAAUGUAUGAAAUACGGAAACUUGAAAUCAUCACGUCAUAUCACAAACGUAACACAGAUUUUUGGAAGCUAAACAUUGCGUCCAUUAUUUAUUUAAACUACUUUGACAAAGACCUCGUAUUCAUAACCAUCAGUUCUGUCCAGUGAAGGUGAUCUCAAGAAUAGCACAAAACCAGUUUAUCUUAAUGAGUGAAAAUAUUAACGACAAAGUAAAAAUGUUCAGUGUAUUUGUAGUGUCCCUAGUGUUGUUUAGUCGCCAAACCGGUGCUCUAUUUGAAGGAGAUCCAUGUACAGUUCCAGCAACCGCUGAAACUGGUCAAUGUACUCAACUAGACAAAUGUGAAUAUGCUAAACAGCUACUUCGCAGCAACAAAAAUCCGCAGAGUUGUGGAUUUCAAGGAAAGGCACCGUUGGUGUGUUGUCCUGUUGGACCAAAACCUGGAGACACAAGCCUUAGACAAUGUGAUCGCUACUUCAACAGAAAAUAUCAGUACUACGCCAUUGAUUUGGGCGAGAAAGCCCGCUCUAAAGAGUUUCCUCACAUGGCAGCUGUGGGCUAUGGCGACGACAAAACCAACAUCUUUUGGUUAUGUGGCGGAACCCUCAUCAGUCAGAAAUUCGUUCUUAGUGCCGCUCACUGUGCUGAGUCUCAAGAUUUUGGAGCAGCCAAAUGGAUCCGUCUCGGCGACUUAGACCUACAAAAUGCCACCGAAGACGCAAACCCUCAAGAUGUGAGAAUCGUCCAAACCUAUGUCCACCCGGGCUACAGAUCUUCGUCACAUUACCACGACAUUGCUCUAUUCAAAAUGGCAGAGAAAGUUAUCUUUACCAUUUAUUUCAAAGCUGCUUGUUUACAUGUGGGGAAAAGUUUACCGGUGAACACGUUGCAGGCAACUGGUUGGGGCAAAAUGGGAUUCUUUGGGGACCCAAGCAGUCACUUGAUGAAGGUUAACUUAAGUCUUGUCAAUCAUGAUACUUGUUCCAAGAGAUAUGCCAAUGUUGCUAAUAGCAGAAAAUUAAAAAACGGUAUUUUUGAUGACUACCAGAUGUGUGCUGGUAACGUUGAAGGGGGAGAUACGUGUCCGGGAGACUCAGGAGGACCCCUACAUUAUACAGUACAACCAACCAAUGACCAUGUUUUUCAUUUUACUGUUGCUGGAGUUACGUCUUUUGGUAAAGGAUGCGGAGGAGAUAACACCGUUGGGGUUUACACGAGAGUGUCUGGUUAUGUUGGAUGGAUUGAAGACAUCGUUUGGAAAGAAGACAACUAACGUAAAAAUUCAUGUCAAAAAUUGUUACUGCCAUUGAAAAUAAAACUAUAGAAGGGA
Messenger RNA from Zophobas morio, 1409 nucleotides. RefSeq names its product serine protease snake-like. NCBI's taxonomy places the organism in Eukaryota, Metazoa, Arthropoda, Insecta, Coleoptera, Tenebrionidae. Gene Ontology annotation, biological process: proteolysis. The record is from RefSeq and is a predicted model, not a curated record. The coding region runs from base 267 to 1352 and encodes 361 amino acids. The transcript has 6 exons. Gene Ontology annotation, molecular function: serine-type endopeptidase activity.